Molecule: messenger RNA, 162 nt
Organism: Gaeumannomyces tritici R3-111a-1
Lineage: Eukaryota; Fungi; Ascomycota; Sordariomycetes; Magnaporthales; Magnaporthaceae
Exons: 4
Coding region: 1-162 (53 amino acids)
Source: RefSeq, a predicted model, not a curated record
AUGCUGGACGAUAACCAAAAAGCAUUUAAGCAAACGUACAAAAUGCAAUUAAUAAAAACAAACGACGGCAAUGUUCCAAACCUGCUUAACGCGCCCGACCGUGCGCGGCAAUUACCGCCACGCACGGCACGUGCAGCUGCACGUAACCCGCACGGGCCCUAA